Molecule: messenger RNA, 1074 nt
Organism: Sorex fumeus (smoky shrew)
Lineage: Eukaryota; Metazoa; Chordata; Mammalia; Eulipotyphla; Soricidae
Gene: GDF3
Product: growth differentiation factor 3
Exons: 2
Coding region: 1-1074 (357 amino acids)
Biological process (GO): BMP signaling pathway; SMAD protein signal transduction
Cellular component (GO): extracellular region
Molecular function (GO): cytokine activity; growth factor activity
Source: RefSeq, a predicted model, not a curated record
AUGCUUCCUCCGCUGCUGCCCCUCGGCCUCCUCCUCUUCGCUGUGCCCUGGAGCCGGGCCGUCCAGUUCCAGGACUCCGUGUUCCUUCAGUCCCUGGGCCUGGGCCGGGCGCCCACCCCGGCGCGGCUGCAGCCGCUGCCCCCGGUCCUGCGGAAGAUGCUGCGGGAGCAGGAGGCGGGCGCGACCCCGGACACGUGCUACAUCCCCGCGCUGCGCGUCCGGGGGAACGUGCUCCGCGUCCUCCCGGACCGAGGUUUCUUGCCUUCCUCCGAGAACCUGCCCCAAGCCAACUCCUGCCUGCAGAAACUCCUCCACUUUAACCUGUCCACGAUUAAGGAGACGGAGCAGCUGACCAUGGCCCAGCUGGGCCUGCACUUGGGCCCUAACACUUACUACCCUGUGGGCCCAGAACUCGAGUUGGGCCUGUCCUUGGUCCAGGAGCCCCCCGGUGGGGGUCCGUCCACUGCUAAAACGUUGGCAUGGAAGUCGGUGCCCAGGCCCCAAGGGGAGAUUUACUUCAACCUACUCAGGGAGGCUAAGCACGGGACUCGCGCCCCUCUGAGAAACAUCAGCUUGUUCCUCCAGAUAUUGGUCAGGAAAGACGCGGACGAGGGGGUGGAGUUUCCAACGGACGACACGUGUGAGAGGCUGAAGCGUUCUCUUCACGCCUACCUGCUGAUGGUGGUCCUCAACCCGGAGCAGUGCCCCCCACCUUCCAGGAAAAGGCGGGGGGCCCUCCCUGCCCCCCAGGCUUCUUGCAAGAAUCUCUGCCACCGUCACCAGCUGUUCAUCAACUUCCGGGACCUGGGUUGGCACAAGUGGAUCAUCGCCCCCAAGGGGUUCAUGGCCAACUACUGCCACGGGAACUGUCCUUUCUCCCUGACCACUUCCCUCAACAGCUCCAAUUAUGCUUUCAUGCAGGCGCUGAUGCACACAGUGGACCCCGCGGUCCCCCCGGCCGUCUGCAUCCCCACCAAGCUCUCCCCCAUCUCCAUGCUCUACCAGGACAACGAUGACAAUGUCAUCCUCCGACACUACGAGAACAUGGUCGUGGAUGAGUGUGGGUGUGGGUAG